Messenger RNA from Peromyscus leucopus (white-footed mouse), 2128 nucleotides. RefSeq names its product solute carrier family 36 member 3 (gene Slc36a3). NCBI's taxonomy places the organism in Eukaryota, Metazoa, Chordata, Mammalia, Rodentia, Cricetidae. The record is from RefSeq and is a predicted model, not a curated record. Gene Ontology annotation, cellular component: vacuolar membrane. The coding region runs from base 592 to 2040 and encodes 482 amino acids. The transcript has 10 exons. Gene Ontology annotation, biological process: L-alanine transport; proton transmembrane transport; proline transmembrane transport. Gene Ontology annotation, molecular function: L-proline transmembrane transporter activity; amino acid:proton symporter activity; glycine transmembrane transporter activity.
CCACAAAUAGCUUUUUAGAAGUAUCCAUUUACCCCCUUCCUAAUUAGGCGGCGGUCCAUACUGUCCUCCUGAGCAGUUGGCAUUUAAGCUGGCACAAACCAGUGUUUACCUCCAGCUAGAGAUGCUGGUACAGGUGGCCCUCUGCAUCCUGGGCAGCAGCCUAUUGCCUGGGCAGCCUCCAUUGUGAGGUAGCUGGGGCUUGUUCUUGCCAGAGGCAGCGAACCCUGAGCCUGAGCCCACAGCGAGGUGCCAGAACUUCCAGGCUAAUGGUCCCUUCCUCCUCCCAGUCAGUGUUCCCUGUGGACCUGUCAUCAAGGGCUGAGCUGGGAGACAGGCUGAAAGUGUGUGAGUCCCGUCAAGGCAGUCCUGAGGGGGAUCCGUGACGCUGUCCUAGGUGCCUCAAGAGCCCGAGAGGCACCCUCAACUCCAGCUUCUCCAGCCACUCUCCUCUGACUCCCACACUCAGGACUACACCCAGGCAUCAGGAGCCAGCACCCAACACCUGCUGUGUGGCUUCUCCUGAUGAAAGACCACGGCGGGCUCCUUCCAGCCUGCUGGAGCUGAGUGCCAUACCUCUGCUAGCUGGUCACCAUGGGGAAGAUGUCGCUGCUUAGAAAAGAUGACAACUGUGAGCGGAAUUUGUUCAGCGUGUGUAAGGCCGCCUCAAAAAGCAGCAGCAGCAGCAGCAGCAGCAGCAGCAACAACAGCCUUGUCUCCCCACAGAAGGACCCUCCAGAGGAAGCCGAUGCACUAUUGUUUAUGCAAAUCUUUAUCCACCUUUUGAAAAGCAACAUUGGCACAGGGUUCCUGGGGCUUCCCCUGGCUGUGAAAAAUGCUGGAUUGUUGGUGGGGCCUAUCAGCCUCUUGGCCAUCGGGGUCCUCACAGUGCACUGUAUGGAUAUCCUGCUGAACUGUGCCAGCCACCUCACUCAGAGACUGCAGAAGAGUUUUGUCAGCUAUGAAGAGACCACAAUGUACAGCCUGGAAACAUGCCCAAAUCCUUGGUUGAGGACGCACUCAGUGUGGGGCAGGUACAUUGUGAGCUUCCUGCUGAUCAUCACUCAGCUGGGCUUCUGCAGCGUGUAUUUCAUGUUUAUGGCAGACAAUUUACAACAGAUUGUGGAAGAAGCUCACUUCACCUCCAAUGUCUGCCAGCCCAGGAAGAGCUUGGUGCUGACCCCCGUCCUGGAUGCUCGCUUCUACAUGCUCACCAUCCUGCCCUUCCUCAUCCUGCUGGUGCUGGUCCAGAACCCACAGGUGUUGUCCAUCUUCUCCACCUUGGCCACCAUCACCACCCUGGGCAGCCUGGCUCUGAUCUUCGAGUAUCUCAUCCAGGAGACCCCACGUCACAGCAGCCUGCCCCUGGUCGCAAGCUGGAAGACUUUCUUGUUGUUCUUUGGCACGGCCAUCUUCACCUUUGAAGGCGUGGGGAUGGUUCUUCCUCUCAAAAGCCAGAUGAAGAGCCCACAGCAGUUUCCUGCCGUGCUGUAUCUGGGGAUGUCCUUUGUCAUCUUCCUCUAUAUCUGCCUGGGGACCCUGGGCUACAUGAAGUUCGGCUCAGACACUCAGGCUAGCAUCACCCUCAACUUGCCCAAUUGCUGGUUGUACCAGUCAGUCAAGCUGAUGUACUCUGUUGGCAUCUUCUUCACUUAUGCCCUCCAGUUCCACGUCCCAGCCGAGAUCAUCAUCCCCUACGUCAUCUCAAGAGUGUCUGAGAACUGGGCUCUGUUUGUAGACCUGACCGUCCGCACCGCCUUGGUCUGCCUGACCUGUUUCUCAGCCGUUCUCAUCCCUCGCCUGGACCUGGUCAUCUCCCUGGUGGGCUCCGUGAGCAGCAGCGCCCUGGCCCUCAUCAUCCCGCCCCUGCUGGAGAUCACCACUUUUUACUCCGAGAAAAUGAGCUGUGUGACCAUUGCCAAGGACAUCAUGAUCAGCAUCCUGGGCCUCUUAGGGUGUGUAUUUGGGACAUACCAAGCCCUCUACGAGAUGACUCAGCAGGCCCACUUUUCCAUGGCUAACUGGACAAGAGUCUACACAUAAUUGCCUAUUUUUAUUUGAAUAGUCCUUCCUUCCUCCCAUCCUCUGUCGGAUUCCCAUUAUAUGCAUUCAUCAAAACCCAGCAUCUCUA